This is a messenger RNA of Gadus morhua (Atlantic cod), 1388 nucleotides long. RefSeq names its product protein kinase, cAMP-dependent, regulatory, type I, alpha (tissue specific extinguisher 1) a (gene prkar1aa). Gene Ontology annotation, biological process: negative regulation of cAMP-dependent protein kinase activity. NCBI's taxonomy places the organism in Eukaryota, Metazoa, Chordata, Actinopteri, Gadiformes, Gadidae. Gene Ontology annotation, cellular component: cytosol; cAMP-dependent protein kinase complex. The transcript is spliced from 11 exons. Bases 133 to 1275 code for a protein of 380 amino acids. The record is from RefSeq and is a predicted model, not a curated record. Gene Ontology annotation, molecular function: cAMP binding; protein kinase A catalytic subunit binding; cAMP-dependent protein kinase inhibitor activity.
UAGCCUCAUCCAAUGGUCUAUAUUCUCGCGCAAAGCAUCAUGGGUAGGAUAUUACCAAACAGAAGAGGAAGAAGGGGUAAAUAACUGACCCAGCCCUUAAAAUACAACCUUUUCUAUUCUUUGAAGGCUACAAUGACAUCAGGCAACAUGAGCAGCGAUGAAGAGAGGAGUAUGAGAGAGUGCGAGCAGUACGUGCAGAAACACAACAUCCAGCAGCUGCUGAAGGACUGCAUCGUCCAGCUGUGCACCUCGCGGCCAGACCGGCCAAUGGCUUUCCUCAAAGAGUACUUUGACAGACUGGAAAAGGAGGAGAGCAUGCAGAUGCUGCUGCAGCAGAAGGCCUCGGGCUCCCGCUCGGACUCCCGCGAGGAGGAGGUCUCCCCCCCCAUGAACCCUGUGGUGCGGGGACGCCGCCGCCGCGGGGCCAUCAGCGCCGAGGUGUACAACGAGGAGGACGCCGCCUCCUACGUCAGAAAGGUCAUCCCAAAAGAUUACAAAACAAUGGCUGCCUUGGCCAAGGCCAUAGAGAAGAAUGUGCUGUUUGCCCACCUGGACGACAACGAGCGAAGUGACAUAUUCGAUGCCAUGUUUUCGGUCAACUACAUCGCUGGUGAGACGGUCAUUCAACAAGGCGACGAGGGGGACAACUUCUACGUCAUCGACAUUGGAGAGAUGGAUGUGUACGUCAACAGCGAGUGGGUGACGAGCAUCGGGGAGGGGGGCAGCUUCGGGGAGCUGGCCCUGAUCUACGGGACCCCCCGCGCCGCCACCGUGGGGGCGCGCUCCGACGUCAAGCUCUGGGGCAUCGACCGGGACAGCUACAGGAGAAUACUCAUGGGGAGCACAUUGAGAAAGCGCAAGAUGUAUGAGGAGUUCCUGAGCAAAGUGUCCAUUCUAGAGUCCCUGGAGAAGUGGGAGCGUCUCACCGUGGCCGACUCCCUGGAGACGGUGCAGUUUGAGGACGGCCAGAAGAUCGUGGUGCAGGGGGAGCCAGGAGACGAGUUCUUCAUCAUCCUGGAGGGCUCGGCCGCCGUGCUCCAGAGGAGGUCUGAGAGCGAGGAGUUCGUGGAGGUGGGACGGCUCGGGCCCUCCGACUACUUUGGCGAGAUCGCCCUGCUGAUGAACCGUCCGCGCGCCGCCACGGUGGUCUCCCGCGGGCCCCUGAAGUGCGUGAAGCUGGACCGGCCGCGCUUCGAGAGGGUCCUGGGGCCCUGCUCCGACAUCCUGAAGAGGAACAUCCAGCAGUACAACAGCUUCGUCUCCCUGUCUGUCUGACCCCCCUCACAACCUCCUGUCUGUCUGUCUGACCCCCCCCCUCCCUCCUGUCUGUCUGUCUGUCUAACCCCCCCCCCCUCCCUCCUGUCUGUCCUCCCCCCUCCCUCCUGUCU